AUGAAAAGAAAGCAAUUCGAUGAUGAGAAACUACCCACCAGCAAGAAAUUAAAAGAAUGCCCACAAAUAACAAGCAGUGCUGUUUCUUGUGUACUUGAUGAAAGUUUCGGAUCAAAUUUUCUCCACAUUAAAUUUACUUUAACCAGAAAAUCAAUAAUCAAGUGGAAAACAAAUAUUCCCUCUGAUUUUAUUCCUAUUGAAUAUUAUUUUGAUAAAGAAUUUGUUAUGGAGGUGGUAAAGAAGGAUGGAUAUGAACUCAGGUGUGCUUCACAUGAAUUGACAAAUGACAGACAAGUUGUUUUGGAGGCAGUCAAGAAUAAUGUAAAUGCUAUUUGGUUUGCAUCUGCAAAUUUGAAAAAUGACAAGGAGUUUAUAAAACUUGUGCUGGAAAAAGAAAUUAAUCAUGAGGAAUUCAUAUAUGGAUCAGUACUCGCUUGUUUGUCGAAUGAAUUAAGAAAUGACAGAGAAAUUGUUUUACAAGCAGUAAAACAACAUGCGUUUGCAUUGGAAUUUGCCUCACGAACAUUACAGAAUGAUUACAAUCUUGUUUUGAAAGCAGUUCAACUCCAUGGAAGUUCACUCACAAAAGCUUCUUUAGAGUUGAAAAACAACAGAACAAUAGUAUUGGAAGCAAUCAAAAGAAAUGGAUCAGCAUUCAGAUAUGCCUCAAAGAAAUUGAGAAAUGACAGACAAGUUAUUUUGGAGGCAAUCAAGACCUAUGAUCAAACACUUUACUUUACCUCAGAAGAACUGCAGAAUAAUAAGGAAUUUAUUUUAGAAGCAGUGAAAAUGAAUGGCUGGAUACUUAAAUGUACAUCAAGUGAAUUGAAAAAUGAUGAGGAAGUUGUAUUGGAAGCAGUAAGACGAAACAGACAAUCACUAAAGUUUGCUUCUGGAAAAUUGCAGCAAGAUACUGAUUUCGUUUUGAAAGCUAUUACGCAAAAUACAGAGGCACACCAACUUGACUUGGACGGUGAUGCAAUAAUUAUUGAACGACAGCAUAUUUUGGAUGCUAUUAAGAAACAAGACGGAACUGUUAUUCAAACAAUACCAAGUCCAUUUCAAAACGACAAGGAAAUUGUAAUGGAAGCAGUUAAACAAAAUGGGUUAGCGCUAAAAUAUGCCUCACAUGAGCUUCAGAAUGAUACUGAAAUAGUUUUGGAAGCUGUUAAAAGAAAUAAUUAUGCUCUCAAAUAUGCCUCAAUGGAAUUGAGAAAUAACAAACAAGUUGUCUUGGAAGCAGUUAAAAGUCACUCAAACGCGCUCAAAUAUGCCUCAGAAGAGCUGCAGAAUGAUAAGGAAAUAGUUCUAGAAGCAGUUAAACAAAGUGGAUAUACACUCAAAUAUGCCUCCACCGAACUACAACACGAUAAGGAAUUAGUUUUAAUAGCGAUUCAACAGUAUGGAAUUAUUUGCCCAGAGGAGUUUAGUAAUGAUAGGGAAUUUCUUUUGCAAGCUGCUAAACCAAAUGGACGUUCUGUAAUGGAAUUUGUUUCGAAUGAAUUAAGAAAAGAUCAACAAUUUAUUUUGGAGCUGGUUAAACGAAAUGUAUUAGAAACUCAUUAUCUUCCAAAUGAAUUUAGACAUGACAUGAAACUUAUGUCUGAGAUAGUUAGACACAAUGGAGUAGCAUUGAAAUACAGUUCAGAAGAAUUGACAAUUGAAGAAAAAUAUAUUUUGGAAGAAGAAGCAAUUUUACAAAAUGGAUUUUGUUUGGAUUUUAGUUUUGAAAAAUUUUGUAAAAGGAUCACACGAGAAUAUCCUGAAUUAUACUUGCCAAAUUACAAGUUUAAACAUUUGGGUGUUGAUUUUCAUGUAUUGAAUGCGCCAUUUAGCGUUCCUAAUGUAGCAAAGUUGUUCUAUUAG
This is a messenger RNA of Naegleria gruberi, 1866 nucleotides long. RefSeq lists its product as uncharacterized. The record is from RefSeq and is a predicted model, not a curated record. NCBI's taxonomy places the organism in Eukaryota, Heterolobosea, Eutetramitea, Acrasida, Naegleriidae. The transcript has a single exon. The coding region runs from base 1 to 1866 and encodes 621 amino acids.